Molecule: messenger RNA, 600 nt
Organism: Leptopilina heterotoma
Lineage: Eukaryota; Metazoa; Arthropoda; Insecta; Hymenoptera; Figitidae
Exons: 1
Coding region: 1-600 (199 amino acids)
Molecular function (GO): catalytic activity
Source: RefSeq, a predicted model, not a curated record
AUGGCUGCUUCCGGGAUCCACUGUAUGCAGAUUAACUUGCAUCAUUGUAAAGGCGCUUCGGCGAUUCUAGCCAGGAACUUUGCAAGGAUGCAGGCAGCUAUAGCCUUUGUUCAAGAACCUUGGGUUUACAAGGGUAAGAUUAGAGGUCUAAGUGGCUGUGGGGUGCUAGUUAGUUCACCACAGGAACCAGUUCUAAGGGCUUGCCUGAUCUAUAAAGGUCUAGAUGCUUUCCCUAUAUUGGAAUUAACUACCAGGGACUUAGUUGUUGUUAAGGCUAAGUACCUAGGAAGGAACGGAAAUAAAAGGGAGGUUGUAGUAGCUUUCGCAUAUUUUCCGGGAUCGGGGGAUGACUUCGCACCACCUACAGAGGCAGAAGACAGAGGCAGAAGACUUUUAGAUUUUCUGAUAGAUACAGAUUUAGAUAUUUUAAAUCAGGGUAGUGAGCCGACUUUCGUUACUGUUAACAGAAAAGAGGUGUUGGAUAUUACGAUCUGUUCCAAGUCUUUGUGUGAUGGCGUUAGGGACUGGAGGGUGUCUGAUGAAGAUUCCCUCUCGGACCACAGGCUUAUAACGUUUAGAUUGGAAUCGAAGGAUCGGUAA